This is a messenger RNA of Drosophila novamexicana, 1930 nucleotides long. RefSeq names its product AP-3 complex subunit sigma-2 (gene or). Gene Ontology annotation, biological process: intracellular protein transport; Golgi to vacuole transport. Bases 57 to 632 code for a protein of 191 amino acids. Gene Ontology annotation, cellular component: AP-3 adaptor complex; membrane coat; intracellular membrane-bounded organelle. NCBI's taxonomy places the organism in Eukaryota, Metazoa, Arthropoda, Insecta, Diptera, Drosophilidae. The record is from RefSeq and is a predicted model, not a curated record. The transcript is spliced from 4 exons.
CCAUCUCUUUGAGAAGGAUUAUAUGUACCUUGAAUUAUUCGUUUUAAGAAUUAAAAAUGAUAAAAGCUAUACUAGUAUUUAACAAUCAUGGGAAGCCUCGGUUAUCAAAAUUUUAUCAAUAUUUUGAUGAAAACCUUCAACAACAAAUCAUUAAAGAGACGUUCCAAUUAGUAUCAAAGCGGGACGAUAACGUUUGCAAUUUCCUGGAAGGCGGCAGCUUGAUAGGCGGCUCAGAUUACAAGCUAAUAUACCGCCAUUAUGCAACACUGUACUUUGUAUUUUGUGUUGACUCCUCGGAGAGUGAGCUUGGUAUACUUGAUUUGAUACAAGUAUUCGUCGAAACCUUGGAUAAGUGUUUCGAAAACGUGUGUGAGCUGGAUUUAAUAUUUCAUGCUGAUGCCGUUCAUCAUAUUCUGUCAGAGCUGGUUAUGGGCGGAAUGGUACUACAAACUAAUAUGAACGAUAUAAUAACCAGGAUUGAAGACCAAAAUAGGUUGAUUAAACAAGAAUCAGGAAUAUCUGCAGCACCAGCUCGUGCUGUAAGCGUUGUAAAAAGCAUGAACAUUCCACAACAAAUUAAGGACAUGAAACUGCCAGAUUUACCACAGGCUAUAAAGGACCUAAAAUUUUGAUAUGAUAAAUAAACACAUGGUCCGAUCUCCGCUGCAACUGUUAUUAUUAAAUAGGUAAUUUUAAGUACUAAAGAUAGUAUCUGAAUUUAAUAUUGUACAUGUAAAAUUGAGUAAAACACUCUUUAUUUUAUAUUUAAGUAUUGUUAUUCAUUUUCAAUUAAUGUUAAUGAAUGGCCUUGAAGAAUGUUAAUAUAUCCAGGUUUGGAUAUAUUAGGCCCGUAUUAAGUUGGGGUGCGAGUGUGAAUUAAUGCUACCAGCUACCAGACCAGUCCAAUCGACUUUUUGACGUCGAUUCUAUAGUUUAAAAAAUGGAACGCAAUUUUCCUUUUCUUAGUCUUCGGUAAAGUUUGCAAAUGAAAAUGCAAAUACUAAUUCAGACAUAACCGCUCUGUUUGAAGGCUUUGUUUUUAAGGCUUAGCUUUGAGGUGCACUUGGAAAUGGGUCAUUAGCAAGUAUGCAAGCAAAGACAAUAUUAACACUAAGAUGAUACAAAAUAUAAAAUAAGAUGAUACAAAUCCAAAGUCAUCAGGCUUUUCGCCCACCAAUGCUAGACGAUGGCGACACAGACGUUACGUUUUUAAAGUACUUUAAACGAAAAAGUUUUGAGUCGAACGAAGCUUAGUAAUUUUUUUUGAUCCGUGGUAUUCAAGUUCUAUAUGAAUGAUAUUUACCUUACAUACUAUAGCUUGAUUGUAAAGACAAUUUUGCAAAUAUUUAAUUUUUAUCACGUAAUAAUAAUGAACAAUAAUUAUCUUCAUACCAUAGUCCACGUAAAUUGCCUACUUUUAUUUUUGCACAGCUUACGCUGGAGAGAAGUUAUUGUCGCAGUCAAUGGCGAACAAGAACCUAUGUAUUGAAGUGAAAAUUUUGCAUGCAUGAGUACCAAAAAAGAAAAAAAAAUAUAUAUAUAUAUUAUUCACUGAAGUGGCUUUUGCAGCCGUAAAAUUAAUUUUGUUAGUUUUCUGUAUUCUGCAUUCACAAAUGUAAGUUGUGUAUUGAGGUUGGCUGCAGGAGUCUCGUUUGGAGCAAAUUUACACAUUUUUGAAAAAUGUGUAAAAUGUGUUUUGUCAUGGGAAAACUUACAGGUCGCAUUUUACACAUUUUGCAACAAUGUGACAUAUUCAAAAAUGUAUAAUAAAUGUGGGCAGUGGACGAGGCUAUUACAUUCACCGAGACACGCGUAUAAUUAAACACAUUUUUAAAUUUUUAACUUAUAUGUUAUACAUAUAUAAACUUGUGCCGAACAAUAAAAAUCUUAAGUGGUCUAACGAAAAUUGAAAAAUACUAAGAUAAAAACA